This is a messenger RNA of Brenthis ino (lesser marbled fritillary), 1392 nucleotides long. The record is from the annotation of a GenBank genome assembly. Lineage: Eukaryota; Metazoa; Arthropoda; Insecta; Lepidoptera; Nymphalidae.
AUGUUGAAGGUAGCAAGGCUUAUAUCACAGCAAAGUCAUAAUGUUCGGGCCCUGGCAACAGCGGUGGGCUACAAGCAAGCCCUAGUCAACAUUCCCCCUACUCAACUUACAGUACUCGAUAAUGGAAUCCGCGUUGCAUCUGAAGAUUCUGGUGCCGCUACUGCUACAGUCGGCCUCUGGAUUGAUGCUGGUUCGAGGUACGAAACUUCCAAAAACAAUGGUGUCGCCCAUUUCUUAGAACACAUGGCUUUUAAAGGAACGAGCAAAAGGUCCCAGACUGACUUAGAAUUACUCGUAGAAAAUAUGGGUGCUCACUUAAACGCAUACACAUCACGAGAGCAAACUGUAUUCUACGCUAAAUGUCUCGCUAAUGACAUACCUGCCGCUGUAGAAAUCCUCGCUGACAUCAUUCAAAACUCAUCACUCGCUGAACCCGAAAUCGAACGAGAACGUGGAGUUAUUCUGCGUGAAAUGCAAGAUGUUGAGAGUAACUUACAAGAGGUUGUAUUCGACCACCUCCAUGCCACAGCAUUUCAAGGUACCCCCUUAGGACAGACCAUUCUUGGACCUACUAAAAAUAUCAAGAAGAUCUCUAAAGCUGAUCUUCAACAGUAUAUCAAAACUCAUUACCAACCAAGCCGUAUAGUACUCUCAGGAGCUGGUGGCAUUGAACAUGGUAAGCUUGUAGACUUGGCUAACAAGCAUUUAGGUGGUUUAAAAAAUACUCACUUGGAUGUACCUGAAAUAGCCCCAUGCAGGUACACUGGUUCUGAAAUUCGUGUCCGAGAUGACUCCAUGCCCCUGGCUCACAUUGCCAUUGCUGUGGAGGGAGCUGGUUGGACUGACGCUGACAACAUACCUCUCAUGGUAGCCAACACUCUUAUUGGAGCUUGGGAUAGGUCACAAGGAGGAGGAAUGAACAAUGCAUCCUACCUUGCUAGGGCUGCAUCUGUUGAGAACCUUUGCCAUAGCUUCCAGUCAUUUAACACUUGUUACAAGGACACAGGUCUCUGGGGUAUCUACUUUGUAGCAGAGCCCAUGCAAAUAGACGAUAUGGUAUACAACAUUCAGAAAGAAUGGAUGAAACUGUGUGUAUCAGUAACUGAAGGAGAAGUAGAAAGGGCAAAGAACCUUCUGAAAACCAACAUGCUGUUACAGUUAGAUGGAACAACACCAGUGUGUGAGGAUAUUGGACGUCAAAUCCUUUGCUACAACCGCCGCAUCCCUAUUCAUGAGCUUGAUGCUCGCAUUGACUCAGUUUCAGUACAAAAUGUCCGUGAUGUGUGCUACAAGUAUCUCUUUGACCGUUGUCCAGCAGUAGCUGCCGUAGGUCCUACUGAAGCACUCCCAGACUACAAUAGAAUCCGUGCUGGCAUGUACUGGGUCAGAGUG